Messenger RNA from Ambispora gerdemannii, 447 nucleotides. The record is from the annotation of a GenBank genome assembly. Lineage: Eukaryota; Fungi; Glomeromycota; Glomeromycetes; Archaeosporales; Ambisporaceae.
AUGCAACAACAGCAACAAAAAAGUCGCCGCGCCAAAGAUUUAUUACGAAAUUAUUAUGGAUUGGCUGAUGUUGAGAAAAAGCAAGUUAAUCCACUAGACAUUGACAGCAAUUCCUUCGAACCAGAAAAAUAUUUCAAUAAAUUAGUGACGGAAAAGCAGCUUUCUGAAUUGAUACAGCAAGACAAUGAUUUAAUUACGGAAAUUCGUCAACUGAAUGGUGAUAUGGAAACUCUGGUUUACGAGAAUUAUAAUAAAUUUAUUAGUGCGACCGAUACUAUUCAAAAGAUGCGUAGUAAUGUUGAAGCGAUGGAGUCGGAGAUGGACCAACUAACUAAAAAUGUGUCAAACAUGUCAAAUAUUUCUCGAGAAGUUGAGUCUGCUCUUGGACCAAAACGAGAUAAAAGUAGAAAACUCGCAGAAGUUCAUGAAUCAUUAACAAAUAGAUGA